Saprolegnia parasitica CBS 223.65 is the source of this 3059-nucleotide messenger RNA. RefSeq lists its product as hypothetical. The coding region runs from base 18 to 3005 and encodes 995 amino acids. Lineage: Eukaryota; Oomycota; Saprolegniomycetes; Saprolegniales; Saprolegniaceae. The transcript is spliced from 13 exons. The record is from RefSeq and is a predicted model, not a curated record. Gene Ontology annotation, molecular function: protein binding.
CCAGAAACCAAGUCGCGAUGCUCGGGCGACAAUCGACGCCGGGCGCCAAGACGGUCCAGGGCCGCUUCAACCUGCUCCUGCUCGAGGACGGCGAGUACUUUCUCGAUGACUUUAGCGUCUUCCGGUACCCCGAUCCGGUCUUCACGUGCCUCACCUUCCACCACUGCAAGCAGCGCAAGGUGCAAGGCCGCUUGAAGCUCUGCACGCGCAGCCUCAUGUUCGAGCCGCAAGACCCGAUCUUGCCGAUCCUCAAGUUUCCCUUCCGUGACAUGGCGCUCCCGCCGAGCGGCGAGAUCUUUGAGGACGAGACCAAGCAGAUCUACCUCUCGUUCGAGUGCGGGCUUGCUGUCGAGAUGAAGGAGCGCGGGCUCGACCACCCGUAUGUCCCGCGCGUGCUCGCCGACUCGAGCGUCAUGAGCUCCAAGUUCAUCUUCUCGUUCGCGCACUCCAAGGUCCACGACGUGGUCGACGCGAUCGCGCCGCUCUAUGCACUGGCGCACACGAAGAGCAUUCUCAACAAGAUUGACGAGGAGAUGCGUCUCUCGCCGAUCUUGGACCCGCGCCACACGGACGUCUUCGACCCGAGCUUGCUCGCCGACUUUCGCGAACGGCCGCUGCUCAAACGCGGCAAGGUCGUCAACCGCAUUGUCCCGCUGCUCAAGUACCCUGGCACGCUCAUGCUCACGAACCUCCGGGUCUACUUUCAGCCAGCACAAGUCAACAACGUUGGCGACCCCGUCCUUAACUUUGCGUACACCAAAGUGACGGCGUUGCACAAGCGGCGACACAUGCUCAAGCAGUGCGGUCUCGAGGUGCGGCUCGACGACGGCGCGAGCCACCUCUACUCGUUCGAGACGAUGGUCGACCGCGACGAGAUCUACGACCUUCUCCAGCCCAACGUGGCGCACAUUGGCGAUGCGGCCAAGAUCCCCGACAUGCUCGCCAAGUGGCAAGCCGGUGCGGUCUCCAAUUUUGAGUACCUCUCGUUUCUCAACGACCAAGCCGGGCGGACGGUCAACGACCUCACCCAAUACCCGGUCUUUCCGUGGGUCGUCGCCGACUACACGAGCAGCGAGCUCGACUUGACCAAAGCAAGCACGUUUCGCGACCUCUCCAAGCCCGUGGGCGCGCUCAACCCGGACCGCCUGGCAUACUUUCAGCAGCGCUUUGAAGCGAUGCCGUCGGGCAUGGAAGCCGAGGGCCUCCCGCCGCCGUUCCUCUAUGGCACCCACUACUCGACGCCCGGCUACGUGCUCUUUUACCUCGUACGCAUGGCGCCCGAGUACAUGUUGUGCCUCCAAAAUGGCAAGUUUGACGCCGCGGACCGGCUCUUCAAGAGCAUCCAUGGCACGUGGCAAAGCUGCUUGAGCAACCACGCCGACUUGAAGGAGCUCAUCCCGGCCUUCUACGACGUCGACGCACCCCCCGAGUGGCUCUCAAACGUCAAGAACCUCGACUUGGGCACGACCCAGCAAUUGGAGCGUGUCGGUGACGUCGAGCUGCCGCCGUGGGCGCACUCGCCGCGCGAGUUUGUGGCCAAGCUCCGAGAGGCACUCGAGAGCGAGCAUGUCUCGGCCCAUCUGCACGAGUGGAUCGACCUCAUCUUUGGGUUCAAGCAGCAAGGCGACGCAGCGGUCGCCGCCAACAACCUCUUUUACUACCUGUCGUACGAGGGGGCGGUCAACCUCGAGACGAUUUCGGAUCCCAUUGAAAAGUGCUCGUUCGAAGCGCAGAUCCAAGAGUUUGGCCAAACGCCCAAGCUUCUCUUUCUCUCGCCACACCCAAGCCGCGCGGACGUGGCUGCCGCCGCGACCCUCGAGCUCGCGCCGUCCGAGCCCGUCGUCCACGCUGCACCGAUCGUCCCGUCGGCGUCCGCACCGCCCGUGCCGUCGCCGGUACCGUCGCCCGACAAGGAAGCAUCGUCGACGCCAACGUCGGCGCGUCGAAGCGUCUUUGGCUUCGCGCGACCGACGCUGAGCCUCAACGGCAUCAAAGCGAGCUUGCGUCGUCGCCUCGAGCGCAAAAACUGGGGCUGGACCUUUGACAGCCAGAGCCCCGCGAGCGGUAGCAUGUGGGAAGAGUCGCUGCCCCACUACUUUCACUCGCAAGCGCUCACGGCGUGUGUGCUCUCCAAGGACGGCAAGUACGCCUUCUCCACGGCCCGCGACGGCACGUUCAAGCUCUCGGCCACGUCGGACGGCUCGGUGCGUCGUAGCUACACCUGCGGCGGCGCGGCGGUCGCGUGCGACGUGUCGCCGGACGAGAAAUUUGUGUUUUUCGCAGCUCUGGAUGCGUGCGUGUACAUGGUCGCGCUCGAGACUGGCCGCGUCGGGAAGCUGCCGGCCGGUGCCGCCGUCGUCGGGCUCGCGGUCCUCGAUGACGCGCGCUUCGUCACGGCCGACGUCGCCGGGGCCGUCAAGCUCUGGCAGUAUGGGCCGACGGGCAUGCUCUCGACGCCAGUGGCCGUCAUGGACGACGCCGGCGCGCCCAUCACGUGCUUGGACGUCAACUCGGACGGCUCCGUGGCCGUCGUGGGCACAGCGACCGGUGUCGUAUGCCUCUUGGACUUGCGCUCGACUGCAUGUGUUGCCAGCGUCGCGACGGGCGCGGACCGUGUUGUGGCCGUGAGCUUUGGCAUGGCCGGUACGCACUUCGUGUGCGCGACCGACGAGAGCGAGCUGCUCGUUGUCUCGACCGACGGUGUUGAGCAGGCGCGGCUGCGGCUUCCAGACGACGCCAACGUCCAGUGCAUGGUCUCGGACGGGACGUACGCGAUCACGGGCGCGUCCAACGGCGGCCUCUACAUUUGGCAGCUCCAGACCGAGAGCAUGGAGCUCGAAAAAAAGUGCAUCGUGUCGAUCGGCCAUGGCAAGAAGCGACCGGUGACCACGAUCACGGUCAGCUCCAACGGCCAGACCAUCGUCGCCGGCGCCGAAGACGGCUCGAUGCGUCUCUGGUCCAUGAAGAAGAAGGCGACGCGCGGCCGGCUCGGGUACUUUUCCUAAGCCUACAGAGGAUCGGGUAAAGGCUGCAACCUACUACGUUCAACGUUCAAUGGG